GCUGUGGGGGGGGGGGGGCUAACUUAAUGGAGGUAAUUUUUUCACUCAUCUUGCAGACACAACUUAUGCUAGGUGCGAUCGUUCACCUCGAGACCGUAUUGUUCGCGCACAGAGUCUCGUUCGAUCAUACCUUCCCGUAGACAAGAAAUCCGCUUGUUCGACGAUGCAAGAUAAAAACCCGUGACUCGCGACAGAAUCGCCUCAGUCCCUGUCUAAUUGUUAUCGAAAUAUCGAAUCGAAGAUCAAGGUACAGAUACUGAUGGCUGGUCUGAGCGUGAUCAAUAUGCUGUCCUCGUUCAGCACGGGACAUCUCUUCGUCGCGGCACUGUGGUACCUCAUUGUCAACCUGCGUCUGGACAUCGUCGACAAGGAGAAUCGCGUGCAUCCUGUGCCGACGCAGGAGCUGAUGCACGAGUACGAUUACGUGAUAAUCGGCGGAGGAUCAGCCGGCGCGGUGUUGGCCAGUCGACUGUCGGAGGACAAAGAUCGCAGCGUGCUCCUGCUGGAGGCCGGCUCGGACGAAACGAUGAUAUCCGACGUGCCCUUGACUUACGUGCUUAUACAGCGUUCGUUCAUGAACUGGGAGUACAAGAUCGAACCGUCGUCCAGUUACUGCUUGGGCCUGAAGAACAACCAGUGCAGGCUGCCGCAGGGCAAGAUAUUAGGUGGUUCCAGCGUGCUGAACGCGAUGAUGUAUAUCCGUGGUAAUAAAAGAGAUUACGAUUCCUGGGCGGCGCUCGGUAACACCGGAUGGGAUUACCAGAACGUCCUGCCGUACUUCAAGGUGUCAGAAGACGCCAGAGUCGAGGGUCUCUACGGCUCGCCGUAUCACGCCAGGGGCGGCUACUUGACGGUGGAUCACUUCAAGUACACUCCGCCGGUCACGGACUACAUCAUUCGUUCGGGCGAAGAAUUGGGCUAUCAAGUGCGCGACCCAAACGGAGAGAACCAGACCGGCUUCCUGUAUACUUACGCCACCGUGAGGGACGGCUUGCGAUGCAGCACCGCCAAAGCGUUUCUUCGGCCCGUCUCCAAGAGGAAGAAUCUACACGUUAGUUUGGACUCGAUGGUGGAGAAGAUUCUUCUGACGAAAGUUGGCGCGACGAAGGUGGCAUACGGCGUGCACUUUCUCAGAGACGGGGAACAUUACGUGGUGAACGCUACACGCGAGGUUAUUCUGUCCGCGGGUGCGAUACAGUCACCGAAAUUACUGAUGCUGUCCGGCAUCGGGCCGCGGGAUCACCUCGAGAAGAUGAGGAUACCCGUGUUGCAGCAUUCGCCCGGCGUAGGACAGAAUCUUCAAGAUCACGUGGCGACCUCGGUCAUCUACACGAUCGACCCUCCGUCCGACAUUCCGGAUCCCGAUAAAUUCACCGUGCGGCUGUUCGAAUCUGUCACGGUGGACGCUCUUCGGGAAAUGAUACACAACAACUCCGGCCUGCUCUAUACGACGACCAUAGGCUCGGGGAUGGCGUUUGUCAAGACCAAGUACGCGGACCAAACGGCCGACUAUCCGGACAUCCAACUGAUCUUCCCAACCUCGUCGAACGCGAAGUUCGGAAUUAUCUCAUCACGUUCCGAGGACAUCAAACUAGACAUCGCCGAUGCACUGUACAAGGAUAUCCUGAAACAUCAUACCUACGACAUAGUUCCGAUUCUUCUUCGGCCGCGCAGCAGAGGCCACGUCAAGCUCAAAUCUGCCGAUCCCCAUGAUCUCCCCGAAAUCGUCACCAACUACUUCGACGAUCCUCACGACUUACAAGUUCUGGUGGAGGGUGUGAGAUUGAUAGAGAAGAUUAGCCGCACUCGCAUCAUGCGGGAGUUGAACGUGCGACCUAAUCCGAACGUAGUCCCGAGCUGUUCGCAAUACGACGCCUGGUCGGACCAGUACUGGGCCUGCUACAUCCGUCACAUAACAGGGACGAUUUAUCAUCCAACGGGCACUUGCAAGAUGGGCCCUGCCAACGACAGUCAGGCCGUGGUCGAUGCCAGGUUGAGAGUGCACGGUAUCGCGCGACUGCGAGUGGUCGACGCGUCGAUAAUGCCGACUAUUGUCUCCGGUAAUACCAAUGCGCCAGUGAUUAUGAUCGCGGAGAAGGCUGCUGAUAUGAUAAAGGGCGACUGGUCGGCUUGAUUCCCGCGACGAUGUAUGCGAGACUCGAAUAAAUGUACAUCCCAUCACAGAAUCUCAAUCUAUAAAGUUCGUUACGCAGGUCUAAUUAGUAAUUACGUGUAAAUUACAGGAUUUUGUUAGACCGACAGAACGACCGAAGCUUCGCUCUGCGAGAAUUGAAAGAUCCGAGAAGAUUGUCGAGAAAUUUGUUCGUUGUAAUAACGUUAAUUCUCAAAUAAAUGUAUGCAGCAGGUAUUUCCUUUUAAUUUAUACACCCUGAUAGGCUGAUGACUUGUCGACUUGCUCGUGUUGUCAUUAAACAGUUGGCGGCGAUUUAUUAAUUCUCAACAACACUCGUCAUCGCAAUCAAUCAAUUUGAAUAUUUAUAAUAAUUAUCUCGCGUUUCAUUACGCGCGCGCGCGCGCGCGCGUACAUCGAGCGUGCAAUUUCCGAAUUAAUUUAAGCAGACAUCAUCUCCUUAUAAAUAAUUAUAUAAACAAUCCAAAUGUUUGCAUUAUAUUGCGAGUUUGUGCAUAACUAUUUCAUAAGUUUCCAUUGAGAAGUUAAUACCUCGAGACCGUGAGACAUGAGGGGAAUGCCUGGUAAGGCGAGGUCGCUACUAUCGAGGAUCAACAGUGUGUCAUAAAACGUAAAACCGAAAAUACAAUAAGGAUCGUACAGGGUGUCUCGGAACAAUUGUACCACAGUUCGUAGGGACGUAGAACAGA
This is a messenger RNA of Harpegnathos saltator (Jerdon's jumping ant), 2841 nucleotides long. Its product is annotated as glucose dehydrogenase [FAD, quinone]-like. Gene Ontology annotation, molecular function: oxidoreductase activity, acting on CH-OH group of donors; flavin adenine dinucleotide binding. Lineage: Eukaryota; Metazoa; Arthropoda; Insecta; Hymenoptera; Formicidae. The transcript is spliced from 5 exons. The record is from RefSeq and is a predicted model, not a curated record. The coding region runs from base 260 to 2134 and encodes 624 amino acids.